Molecule: messenger RNA, 1215 nt
Organism: Momordica charantia (bitter melon)
Lineage: Eukaryota; Viridiplantae; Streptophyta; Magnoliopsida; Cucurbitales; Cucurbitaceae
Gene: DER1
Product: DERLIN-1
Source: RefSeq, a predicted model, not a curated record
UGGGUUUAUUUGGAUUAAUUUUUUUCUUCCCCAACGCCCCUAUCCUACCUCUGAUUUCUUGUUUGCUAAGUUUUGUUCGUCUCCAAGCGGUGAAAUUUCUUAAGUGAGAGAUCUCCAUAUCCGGAGUUACUUCGAUUUUUUGAUUUCUGCGUCUACAAUGUCUUCUCCUGCCGAAUAUUACAACUCUCUUCCACCUAUAAGUAAGGGAUAUGGAACCCUGUGCCUUCUGGCUACUACAGCCUUUCAACUUGGCUUAUACGGUCCCGUCCAUAUUGCGUUGAUCCACGGACUCGUAUUCAAGCAUUUUCAGGUAUGGAGGCUAUUCACAAACUUCUUAUUCCUUGGAAAAUUUUCUAUCAAUUUUGGAAUUCGUUUGCUAAUGAUAGCAAGAUAUGGGGUUCAACUUGAGAAUGGACCAUUUCAAAGGCGAACAGCAGAUUUUCUGUGGAUGAUGAUAUUUGGAGCCUUGACAUUAUUGGUACUUUCCGCUAUCCCAAUCUUCUGGUCGCCAUUCUUAGGGAUAUCACUUGUGUUUAUGCUUCUCUAUGUCUGGAGUAGAGAAUUUCCAAAUGCACAGAUCAACUUAUAUGGCCUCGUGACUCUUAAGGCAUUUUAUCUGCCAUGGGCCAUGCUAGCGCUUGAUGUCAUUUUUGGUUCACCUCUUGUACCUGAUCUACUUGGAAUCCUCGCAGGGCAUCUGUAUUACUUCUUGACCGUGUUACAUCCACUAGCUGGCGGAAAGAACAUAUUAAGAACUCCAUUUUGGGUUCAUAGGUUAGUCUCAAGGUGGAGGAUUGGAGCUCCACCAGUUCAACGUGCGCAGCCUACCGAUGAUAGGGGUACGAGUGGAGCUUUCAGAGGGAGGGCUUAUCGGCUUAAUGACUAAACCUGCUUCUGUGUAAGAAAGAAAUUUCCAACACUGGAAGUUUUCAGAUUGUGCCUGCUAACAACAUGAAGAGAGGGGGAUAGGUUCGGUUCGGUUCGGUUCGGAAAGAUUUAUCGCAAGCGAAUAUUCGUUUAAUUUCAUGAAUGGUGCCCUUGUGUUUACGAAUGUUACAUUUAUUUCAUGAAUAGUAAUCAGCAGGUGCUCGAGUUUGGCCAAUUCUUCUGAUUAGAAAUACUAGAGAUUAAGGGGUUUUAAAUAUUGUUUUAUGUUUAGACUCUCUAAUUUUCUCUGUGCAGCCCUGAAUAAAUAGUAUAUGUUUAUCGACUUCA